GCGGGACCGUGGCCUGCGCGUGCGCUGUCGCGGCCGCAGGGCGUCGCUCCUCAGGCUGGCGAGGCGGAAGGCCCCGCGCACGCCGGCAGCGCAGCGCUCCCGCGGCCACUCUGCCCCGGCCCUGACGACUUCCGCCUGCUCGUCCUGAGAGCCGGCACGGGAGAAUUGCACCUCCGCCUUAAAUAGAGUAAUCGCUUCGUUCUUGUAAAAUUGGCACAAUCUUCUUUCAGUUAAAGGAACACAAAGCAUGUAACGGGGCUGGGCCCGGUGGCUCACGCCUGUCACCCAGCGCGGGAGGCCGAGGGGGAGGAUCUUCUGAGGCCAGGACGCCUGUGGAGACCAGCCUGUGCAAGUUCAACAUGUGAAACGCACGCUUGGCUCCUGCCGUGUGGUGCGGGCAGAGGCCGGUCUGGCCUUCAGCCACAGAGUCCCCGCCCCGGCGCAGGCACCUGGCGCAGAGAAGAACGUAGCGCACCUGCCCGCACGGCGUAAGGUCAAGCUACGGGUGACCGGCCCUUCCACGGAGAUGGCAGCCCGGUGUGGGCCUCUAGGCUGAUCCAGGUAGAGCAGAAAAGGCAUGUGCAAGUGCUGACAAUAGGGAAUCCAGAGAUGACCGAGAAAUGCCUGUCACUGUCCCCAGUGCUGUUUGUGUAGGCUGCGGGGCCAGGACAGCAAACACUGCGCGACCGGGAGCCUCCCCCAGGAAGAGCCCCGCCGCCAGCCCCUUCCUGGCCCUGGUGGCCCCUCGCUCCUUCCUCCUGGACCGGGGCCACGGCGCUCGGAGGGUAUAAAGGCCAGGUGGAGGGCGCCCAGCCACAGCAAGAGUCCCUGGUGCAGACUGUCCCAGUGGGAGUCGGGAGGCCUCUCCUCUUCCCCCCAGAGCCCCGGACGCGCCACAGGCCAUGCUGCUGCUGCUGACAAUCGCACUCCUGGGGAGCCGCCCCUGCUGGGCCGCCCAGCAGUACGGGAACGGUGGAGGCACCUAUUUCAGCACCUCUGAAAACUACGAUCUUGAAAUCACAGGGCUGCGGGUGUUUUUUGGUGCCAUUAACAACAUCAGAGCUAUCCAGGUGAAAUUUGGAGACAGCUGGGAUGAUCGUCGUGGCGCCUCGGGUGGGACGAGCCAGGAGCUCCUCCUGUGGCAGGGAGAACACAUCACCGAGAUCCACGGCGCAUUUGACAUGUUAAUCCACUACCUGGUCGUGUGCACUGACGUGAGAGGCUGCGUCUCCUUUGGGAAGAACGCUGGCAAGCAGUUCUCUGCCUUCCCCAGCCAAGAGGGACAGGUGCUCACGGGCAUCUUUGGCCAGUACGGACUCCUCGGCCUCAAGGCCAUUGGUUUUACCUGGGAUUAUCCGCUAGUGGAGGACUCCACUGUAGCACCAGCUACCCAAUCUGGUAGGAAAUAGUUACAGGGCAGUGUGCAAGUUCACUAACACUGCAGCCAGCUGGGGUGUGGUGGGCUAACAGUCCUGGGGUAACGGUGACGCUCCAAUCAAUAAAGC
Microcebus murinus (gray mouse lemur) is the source of this 1505-nucleotide messenger RNA. The record is from RefSeq and is a predicted model, not a curated record. Lineage: Eukaryota; Metazoa; Chordata; Mammalia; Primates; Cheirogaleidae.